Messenger RNA from Rattus norvegicus (Norway rat), 1673 nucleotides. It is a transcript of the gene Ptcd2, whose product is annotated as pentatricopeptide repeat domain 2. The record is from RefSeq and is a predicted model, not a curated record. NCBI's taxonomy places the organism in Eukaryota, Metazoa, Chordata, Mammalia, Rodentia, Muridae. Gene Ontology annotation, biological process: regulation of mRNA processing. Gene Ontology annotation, cellular component: mitochondrion.
CAGUUGGUGCAGCCCGGCCCGGAACAAUAUGGCUACGGUAUUUCGGCCCUUGGAACACCUGCGGGUACCGCAUCGUUCACUGCAUCCCGGGGUGACAGGCUCAGGCUCCGCCUGCUGCCGCUGCACUCUCGGAGCUAAAAGAUACCUACUCACAGAUAACAUUGUGAAAUUAAAGGAAUUUCAACAUAAAAAGAUGGUUAUUGCAUAUAACCUCCCUGGCACCAAAGAAAUCUAUUUCAGAAACAUGGAGGAGAAGUUGACCCAGAACAAACUCAUCUUGAGGGAGGAGCUGAAAACGCUGCUGCACUUGUGCCAGUCCUCGGAAGACGUGCGACUGGCCAAAGCCGUCAUUUACAGGUACCAUACAGAAAACAGAAAUUUCACGUUGGGAGAGUAUAAGUUCGGGCCCGUUUUCAUGAGGCUGUGCUACGAGUUGGACCUUGAGGACUCUGCAAUGGAGCUCAUCAGAGACAAGCAUCUACAAGGUUUCUUCGUAGACUCCACAUCAUUCAAUAUUUUGAUGAAUAUGUUAUUUACCAAAGGCAAAUAUGAAAGUGCGCUGCAAGUGCUGAUUGAAAUGAAAAACCAAGAUGUGAAGUUCAGCAAAGACACCUAUGUCCUCGCUUUUGCAAUCUGCUACAAACUGAACAGCCCGGAAUCACUUAAAAUCUGUACUACCUUAAGAGAAGAAGCCCUAAUGAAGGGAGACGUUAUCUCCAGGAGAGCAUCCUGUUUUGCAGUGGCGUUAGCUCUGAAUCAGAACCAGUUGGAAAAAGCUACGUCCAUUUUUUCUCAAAUCAUGAAUCCAGAAAGCAUAACGUGUACCAACUUAAAUAGGACCUGGUUCCUUACUUUCCCAGCUGGUACUUGCCAGAUCUUAAUCCACAUCCAGUCGAAUAUGUUGGAAAGCCUGUUAAAGAUCUUACAGGAUGCUCUUGACCCAAAUUUAUCGAAAUUUGUAAGAAGACACACGUUCUCAGAGGAAGUGCUGGCCAAAACGAGAGAAAAAUUGAAGGGCCGUCCUACACUCAUAGCCAGGUUUGAUGAGGUCUAUGGGAAGCUGCACAUAAACGGUCAAAUCACCAUUUACACUUUGGAUGCUCUGCUCUGUCAUGUCCCCCGGGACAAGAGAUCCAACACAUUGCUGUUGAAGAAGAGGACUGUCAGCCAUCGGACCUUACAACCUCUCAGCCGGUCCCUGCUGACUGAGUAACUGUUUUCCAUCUCCCUGGCGUGAGGAGCUGCUUCCUCACGUGAAUUCGUGGCUUCUCCAAGCAGCCAUCUUACUUCAGUGGCGCUGUGCUGACACUUGGUCUCCCUAAGACCCCUGAGUGAUGCUGUGCUGAGCAGAGAAAUAUGUCGCUCGAGCAGGGGAAGCUCCACAGAAAGGCAGCCACCGCGUGUCAGACACUCCAAAGGAAGGCUCACAGCCACUACCUCAGCUCAGCAGCGUGGACUCAGAAGUACCACAGAAGGAAUUUCAACCUUACUGACCCUUCACGGCAGAGGGGAGUUUGGGGAGAGGCGUCCUGACGAGCUCGGGAGAUCUGAUCUCUGGAAAUGGCCGAGGCCUGUCUCAGGCCUGCUGUCAUCUUCUGUCUGUGUGCACGUUUCCAGUCUCGGGCCAGGAGAGUUGGACUUUCUCUGACAUAAAUAAAAGGUACCCGCACAGA